This is a messenger RNA of Prunus armeniaca (apricot), 216 nucleotides long. NCBI's taxonomy places the organism in Eukaryota, Viridiplantae, Streptophyta, Magnoliopsida, Rosales, Rosaceae. The record is from the annotation of a GenBank genome assembly.
AUGCCCAUGAGGAAAGGAAUCUUUCCUGGGUUACUUAGAAGACUAAGAGGAAUGGAGGAAGAAUUGAGAGCAACGACGGAGAAUUUCAUAUUGAUGGAAGAAGAGAAGAAUAAAUUAGAGCAAAAACUGAGAGAAGAUGAAGAAGAAAUCAAGAUUUUGAAAAAAGAGAAUCUGGGAAUGGGUCAACAAGUUGUUGUACUAGAAGGGAAAUUUUGA